Messenger RNA from Lottia gigantea (owl limpet), 2832 nucleotides. RefSeq lists its product as hypothetical. The record is from RefSeq and is a predicted model, not a curated record. Gene Ontology annotation, molecular function: semaphorin receptor activity; protein binding. Gene Ontology annotation, cellular component: semaphorin receptor complex. Gene Ontology annotation, biological process: regulation of GTPase activity; negative regulation of cell adhesion; regulation of cell migration. NCBI's taxonomy places the organism in Eukaryota, Metazoa, Mollusca, Gastropoda, Lottiidae. Bases 1 to 2832 code for a protein of 943 amino acids. The transcript has 15 exons.
AUGGAAGGAGGAAUCAGACUGCAACUAUUUCUCCUGGUGUCGCUGAUCUGUCACACUCAAUGUAUCAAAAUACUACACAGUUUCCGAGACCCUGGCGGAAAUAUUCUGCAAAAACUAGUCAUUGAUGACCAGACGGGCAACGUGUUUCUCGGUGCCUUAAACAGACUUCAUAAACUGGAUCCCGAUCUCAACAUCGUGCAGAGUGCUUCAACUGGACCACGAUUGGAUAAUGUGGAGUGCCCGCCUCCAUUGCUACCAUGUGAUAAACCUAAAACUCAACUCAACAGUCAGAUCAAAGGCUUAGUGAUUGACUCCGCCUCCAACUCGCUCAUUUUAUGUUCGUCACUUUUUCACGGAUCUUGCCAAACAUUGGCAUUAAACAAUAUCACAAACGUUAAAAAGUUUUUUCAUAAACCUUUAGUCCCUAACGACCAUCAUUCUUGUUACAUGUUUCUUGCUCCUUCUAUCAACAACACGCAGGCAUUGUACAUAGCAACCGCCUACAGUGACCUUGGGGAUGCAGCUUAUCGUGACCUUGUGCCUAGUAUCAGCAGUCGUAGCCUGGAUAAUCUAGAUUUCAUACAUCGCGAUACCGAAGGAUCUACGAAAUUGGAAAUUUUGAAAGAGUAUCGCGAAAGUUUUAUAGUGAGGCAAUUGUAUGGAUUUCAAAAUGGCGGCUUUGUUUACUUCAUCACUCUUCAACGAGAAAACCCAGGAUCGCAGAAAAUUGUAUCGAGAAUCAACAGAUUAUGUCAGCAGGACAGGUAUUUCCGAUCAUUUGUGGAAAUUCCAAUAAAAUGUCAAAAAUCAGAUUCGGAUUCUUAUGAUGUGGUACAAAAUGCUUAUUUCACAAACGGUAAACUUUACGUCAUUUUUUCAAACACCGUUUCAUCAGCAGGUGCGAAGAAAUCAACAUUUUGUGAAUAUGAUAUUCAAGAUAUAGAUUUGGAGUUUAAUGAAACGGUUCGAAAUUGUUAUAAAGCUGUAGGAAAUUUUGGUCCUGAACAUUAUAAAAAAAUUGAACCUUGUCCUCCCUUAAUUUUCGGUUCCGUAGACUUCUGUGGAGAAUCAGGAGAAUGGAAGGAUUAUUCAGCCAUCGAAGGUUCCAAACCAAUCUCUGCAACACCAUUACAUUUCUUUACAUCUGACAAACCAACCGCCAUCUUUGUUCACCCUGAAGGUAACCAUAGAUACGCCUAUAUUGGUACACAAGAUGGUCAUGUCAUUAAGUUGAGGUUUGAAAAUGGCCAAGUUAACCAAUUAUUUAAGAUUACACACAGUGUGGGUGACAUCAUUUUACAAAUCACAAAUCACCCACAAUCCAAUCUACUCUACAUACUUGGCUCACACAAGCUGUCUGUGUUAUCGUUAAACCAUUGUGAUGACCUCACUUCCUGUGACGAAUGUAUGAAUGACGGAGAUGAAACUUGUGGCUGGUGUGUCAUGGACAAUAGGUGCACCACAAAAGAAUUAUGUCAAUCAUCAGUGAUAACUCCGCCUUGGUUGUCCAGAACUGACCAAUCAUGUGCUUCCAUUUCAUCCUUACAACCAUCCAGUUUGAGCUACAAGAAAUUUAUAAAUGGUGGAGAUUCAAGACAGAUAAAAUUUCAAGUAAACAAAUUAAAAUUUGAAAGUAACAGAAAUUUAAACUGUUUGUUUAUCAACGGUGAAAAACAUGACAACACUAUGGCCAUUUUGGAUCAAAAGGAGAACACAAUCACAUGUCCGUUACCACGACAACUACCUACAAUACCACAGGGUAAGGAUCAUGAAGAUUUAGAACUUCAGUUCCAUGUUGAAGGAAAGAUGAUAGUAAAACGUGAUGUAUCAGUGUUUGACUGUCAAGGCAACAAUAACUGUACAAGUUGUAGUACUAGUCAGUUUAACUGUCACUGGUGUCCUGUAUCUCAUUCUUGUGUUGAACAAUCAGAAUCCUGCCCACAGGGAGACAGUAUAAAGGUCAAUGACCGCUGUCCGAGAUUAGAAACUGCAGCAUCAGAUACAGAUAUUUUAGUGCAUUCUGGUGAAUUAAAAACAAUUUCUGUCCAGGUUCGAGCUCUGGAGGCAAAUCAGAGAUCCAAUUUAAAAUGCCAUUUUGAUCUUUCUGGUCAGGUCCAGACCGUGUCUGCUAAAAUAUCUUCUUCAACUCUAACCUGCGAGACAAUCAAGUUAGCGUAUGCUGACGAUAUACCAUACAUAGUAGCAGGGUUCAAGGUCACUUGGGGUCAACAAAAUCAUCCGUUAGAUAACCCACAACGAAUGAAUGUGCGGAUCUAUAAAUGUGCGUCCAUGGUAACCAACUGUGGUAAAUGUCUCAGUCUAGACGUAGAGUAUGAAUGUGGAUGGUGUGAGGAUCAAUGCUCCUUACAGAAGAAAUGUCAGAAAUCCUGGCUAGAUCAGUCUGAAACUUGUCCUAAUCCACAGAUACUGAGGUAUAGUCCUAGUAAAGGACCUGUCAAGGGUAAAACAGAAAUUCAGGUCAACGGAAUAAACCUGGGAAAAGAGAUCUCAGAUAUUUUAGGUCAGGUGACUGUUGCCGGGUUACCAUGUGAUGUCAUGCAAGAGCACUAUGAACCAUCGUCAAGUUUUAAAUGUGAAGUAAAAGGGGUGACGUCUGCUAAAUCUGGGACAGUGAAAGUUGUAGUCAAUAAUAAAUAUACUGCUGAAUCAGAUACAGUCUUUGAAUUUGUGGAUCCAGUAUUAAACCAUGUUGAUCCUAAACAAGGUCUGAUGUCUGGAGGUACAAGAGUUCUAAUCAAGGGGAAUAAUCUAGAUGUUGGUAGUGAUACUCAAGUUAUAGUUGGUGGAAACUCUGUACCAGUCAUAAAGUAA